CACAGAGUGCUUCUAAGACGGCUUUCUAACAAACCAACUCAAGUGUAGGAACCUGCAGCAAUGUUGGCCCCAGGUGUGUGCAUGAACAUCAUCAAUGAGCGUCGCACCAAAGACGGCUAUGGGACUUUCUCUAACCCUGAGAAGUUCCUCAACCAGGACUAUCAGGUGCUCAAAGAGUACUGCCUGAUCCAACGGAAGAGGUAUACCGAUGACAUGUUUCCCGCAGACCGCUGGUCCAUCAGCAGGGAGACGCAGCCGCCUUCAUAUCUGGACCAUGUGAAGUGGCUCAGACCACGGGAAAUUGUUUCCAAUCCUUCCUUCGUUGUCGAUGGAAUCUCAAGGUUUGACUUUGGUCAAGGAUGGGCUGACAACUGCUGGUUUCUUUCUGCUGUCGGAGCUCUAACCUUCCAGGAUUCCAUCCUGAAACAAGUGGUUCCUCUUGAGCAAUCAUUUGAUGAGGAUUACUGCGGACUGUUCCACUUCAGGUUUUGGAGAUUUGGAAAAUGGGUCGAUGUUGUCAUUGAUGACAAACUUCCGACAAUCCAAGGCAAAUUAAUUUUUGUCCACUCUAACACUCCAACUGAAUUCUGGCCUGCUUUGCUGGAGAAGGCAUAUGCUAAGGUUUGUGGCUCCUAUUCUGACAUGAACGCUGGGUCUCCGUCUGAGGCGUUGGUGGACUUCACCGGAGGGGUUCACAUUUGUCUGGAUCUGGCUAAACGACCUCCAAACCUGUGGGAGCUGAUGAGCCAAGCCAGCCUGGCCAAGUCACUGAUUGGCUGUGGGACACUGCCGGGUACUUCUACCAACUCCCCGUUAGAAAACGGACUGGUUCAAGGCCACGCCUACACUGUGACGGGGGUCAAGCAGGUGCUGAGUAGAGGGAAGGCUGUGCGUUUGGUGCGUCUUUGGAACCCCUGGGGCCACGGAGAGUGGAAUGGAGACUGGAGUGAUCAGUCAUCUCUGUGGCAAACCGUAAGUCAUCAUGACAGAGAAACGAUGCUUUCUGUCUGUGAAGAUGGAGAGUUUUGGAUGUCUCUUAAAGAUUUUUGUGAAUCCUACGCUGAUAUUGACAUCUGCUGCCUGUGUCCGAGCUUCCUCGAUGGAAGCUCCCCCAUUCACUGGAAGACCUCACGCCAUGAGGGCCGAUGGGUUGCAGGAGUGACUGCUGGAGGCUGCAUGAAUUACCCUGAGUCCUUCUGGACCAAUCCACAGUACCGAGUCAAGAUCGGUGAAUGCAGGGAGCAGGGUGAAAACAUCAUGCUGGUGUCUCUGAUGCAGAAGCAAGACAAAAGACACAGACGACAGGACCAAAACAUCAACAUUGGAUUUAAUGUGUUUGAGGUGCCUCAAGAACACCAAGGAAAGAGGGGAAAAUUUCCAGCCUGUUUCUUCAGUAGAGCCAAAUGUGUGAAUCAGACGGAGACUUAUAAGGAUGCACGUGAGGUGAUGAAGCUGAUGACACUGGAGCCUGGUGAAUACUUGAUCGUUCCAGCCACCUUUGACCCAAACAUGACGGUCUCCUUCAUCCUGACCAUCCUCUCCAAGUCUGAAAUUAACGUCUAUGAAAACUCUGAUGCCUGCAACCUUAAUCAAAUGGAACCAGAGAAGACCACUUCACAGGACAAUGUAGCGGAUGAAGAUAAUAAGAGAACCUUGUUCAGACAGAUAUCUGGCCAGUAUGUGGAAGUGGAUGCUGAGCAGCUCAAACAUCUCCUUAAUGAACGAAUCCUAAAAGGGGACCUAAAAUCUGGAGGUUUCAGCACUGAUGCCUGUCGCAGCAUGGUUGCUUUAAUGGAUACAUCUGUCACUGGCAAACUGGACGAUAAGGAAUUCAUUGGUUUGUGGAGGAAGAUCGUGGCAUACAAGGACAUCUUCUAUCACAGUGAUGUGUCCCGGACAGGGACUCUGUCACUGAGUGAACUGAGGAAAGCAAUCAUGGCUAUAGGAAAAAGGAGCAGCGACAACAUGCUGAAUUUAAUGGCUCUGCGUUACGGCGACUCCUCUGGAUAUAUAUCUCUGGAGAACUUCAUUGGUUUGGCUCUUCGCUUUGAACGCAUGUCUCAAAUGUUCAGCAACUUGUCCAAUGGUACAGCUGUGACUCUUCAAGAACCAGAGUGGAUGUACCUUGUGAUGUACAGCUAACUUGUGAAUGAGAAGCUGGACCACAACAUGUCAGUCAAAGCUAAAGUUUACUUACAUGUUACAGUACAACAAAAUAUGCAGGUAUAAUUAAAUGAUUAUACAUUGAUACAUAUUGAACAUAUAUGAAACGUAAUGAUUUUCUUAAAUGGAGCCUAUCAUUUCAAAACAUUCAUAUACUAAAAAAACAUCUAAUUUUAAGACUUUGAGCUUUGAUCAGUUUUAUUUUUGUUUUAGUUAAUUUUGUUUUAAUUAAUUUUAACUCUAAAAUUUGCUAUCUGCCGAAUAAACAACCCACCCAGGGCAGAAUUUAAAAAAUAUACAUUUUGCAUUUUAAAUGAAAAUCUGUCUUUGUCUGUUUAAAAGUUGGCAUAUCUGAGCAUUUUAAUUAAGUUGGACAUUUUUUAGCCAUUUAAAUUACUUUUAAAAUGUGAAAGAAAGGUUUGUUUUUGUAUGUUUAAUCACUUGCUAAUCAUGGUAUGCUGAUUUCCUAAGUGAAUUUCUUCUUAGUUAAAGAACUAAUUGCUAGAUUAAUAGAUUACUAAAUCCAUAGCUGCGUAUCCCUGUGUUUCUGCUCUGUAAGGAUGACACUGUGGGUGGGCCUGUGGAAUCUCAAUUUGUACCAAGGCCCAUACCAUUGAAUGGUGAAAAAGAAAUUAAUCUAGAUUAGCAAUUUACUUAUAAAGAAAUAAUAAAUAUACAACUAUGUUUUACCUGCAGUGUGAGGAGUGUCGCUUAAGCUAAUUUAAUCUGAUGAAACUAACUUAUGCAGAUAUGCAUGGUAAAGAUUGGAAGUAACUCUUCACUCUAUGUGAAACUUUCUAUCCUUAGCUAUUAUGGCUAACAUGACUUCUAAACUGAAAAGCUAAGGAUAACCAUGUGCAUGUUCUGCGCAUGUUAGCGUCACCUUUAUUGAAAUAUGCAAUUUAAAAACUUGCUAAACAAAAGCCCAUUUGAAAGUUUUUGAAAAACAAAGAGUGAAAUACCUGGUGAAAAGUAAAAAAAAAACAUUACAGGAGAAGAAGGCACUACAAGGCCUUCAUCAUGCUGAAGAAUUGUUAAGAUCUUUUAUAUUUUGUAAUUAUAUUAUUCUGUGCAUUAAAUUUAAAAGCAUUAGAGCUGUACUACUCUAUAUUUGUAUCAGCUGCAGUUAACAUAUAUUUACUGUAGAGCUUGGAGCAUUUCAGAACUACAUGACAUUAAAAGAUUGGAUGUUUUCUGUUACAUGGAUAAAGUAGACAACCAGAAAUCCUCAAGAUUGAUGCACGUUGUUGGCCUUUAAUCUGUUUUGGGAUGGAUUUCAGUUGCCUCUAUAUAAGAAAGGCAGAGGAGUGUUUCACAUUAAAGAUGCUGUCCUGGGAUCAGGCACCUGAAAACAA
Molecule: messenger RNA, 3518 nt
Organism: Cyprinodon variegatus (sheepshead minnow)
Lineage: Eukaryota; Metazoa; Chordata; Actinopteri; Cyprinodontiformes; Cyprinodontidae
Product: calpain-1 catalytic subunit-like
Exons: 22
Coding region: 61-2142 (693 amino acids)
Biological process (GO): proteolysis
Cellular component (GO): cytoplasm
Molecular function (GO): calcium ion binding; calcium-dependent cysteine-type endopeptidase activity
Source: RefSeq, a predicted model, not a curated record